UUACAAUGGAUCAUUUUGAGAGAGACUACAAUGAUAAGCAGUUUGAGGCCAGGAAAAAGGAUCUGCUGGAACAGUUUCCAUUUGAAGUUGUCAUCAAAUACAUGGUCAGUCCUCUACAGCUGAAGCUCCAGACUUCCAACACAACUCAGCUCACUGACACAGAACUAAAUGAAUAUAUAUGCAGCCUAGGCAAAAUACACCAGCUGUUGCUGUCAUUGAAGGGAGUCACAUCAACCCAGAUGUUUCAUUCAGGCAGUACUGGCUUUGGUAUCUUUGAGGAGACUUUGUUAAAUCUUGUCAGAGAUGUUUGUUUUCCUAUGCUUUACUCACUUCAUUUGCUUCCUGAGUCUGACAAAAGUAACUCAGAGAAAGGGAGAGCUCUGGCUCUGAUUUGUAAUGUGAUACUUGCUAGCACAGAACAUUUUGAUGGUCGUGUGUUGAUGGUUGUAUUGACCCAACUGUUUAUGCCCCUGCUCGCUAACUGCGGUAUAGAGCCCAAUGGAUGUUUAUUAUACUCAUAUCGUGAUGACGCCUAUCAUCGUUUCUUGAGUGAACCGCUGAAUAACUUUCUAAGCCUUGAAAUUUUAGGAUCUUUACUGAACCAUGAGCACCUGUUUAGAGAUUACCUGAAUCUGAUUGGUCAGAUCUCCUGCAAUGUUAACAAUGACAUCUCUCACAUUUUUAAAGCAGUCACUUCUGCUAGCACAGACGACGCAGCUUUUUCUAAAGCGUUCACUGUAACAGCCAAACUGUUUCCUCACAUCCCCCAGCCCCUGAGGAGAGACUGCGAAGCUGAGCUGUGGCAGCAGUACACAAGGCCUCUACACCUGACCAGUGAUGGGGAAGUAGAUAAGGAAUCUUUAUGGAAGUCUUUGUUUGUCUUCUACUGCCUCAAGAAUUACUUCUUCCCUCUUGAAGAGUCCAAGAAAUCAGAACUGUCCUCAAGGCUUUGUUCUGACAACUUCUGGCGUAUCCUGCAAGCAGGGUUGGUGUCUGCGGAUCCAUCCCAUAGAAAAAUUUCCAUGUACCUGCUCAAGAGGCUGGUAGACACCUGCAAUAAGAACUCAUGCGAGUUUGGCGCCAGUGCUGCUGAUGUAACUAAGCGCAGCAAGGAAAACUUCCUCACAGAGGACCUGACAGUUCCAGCUGGGGAUAGCCAGGCUCCAUUGUUCUGGUGGUCCUUAUCAUCCACCAAACAGCUGACAGCAGUGUGGGAAAACUUUUUUCUCCUCAUAGAAACCUUGGAAGAGAAACAAGUCCAUGUGAUCAAGCCAAUACUACCCAGGAUGCAGAAACUUGUUGAUGCUACUACUGUAUCUGUUGAGGGCGUGUCAUUGCUACACUCGUCAUGGUUGAUUACUAUAAUAACGAGAUGCUUCCAUCAUGAUAGCCACUACAUGUCACGCUGGGGGGCGUUGACACUCCUUAGUUUGGACUUGUUGAAGGUGCCACUCAUCUCACAUAAACAGCUGAAGUUUCUUUCUAAUGACCUUCUGAUGUAUCUUCAAGAGAACAAGCUUUAUAGCAGGUAUGAGGGAACAGAGCUUGGAAAAUCUUCUCCCAUUGGUGAAGCCCUGAGGAGUUUUUUUGCUAAUCUUUUUUGUGCUUUGUCUAAAGAGCAAAAAGUUGAAUACCUGCGUAACUUGCUGCAGAUAGUGUGUGACAACAGCUGGGGCUCUAUACCUUUAGUGUUUGUGUUUCAAGGUUUAGCACACAUCCCACCUGAGCCAGUCCUCAACCACCAACUGCUACAGCUAGUCAGACAACUUCUGCAGUCCUGCUUUGCAUUCCAUGAAAUGGUGACAAGGGGAGCAAUCCAGUGUUUUAUCUGUCAGUUUUUGAUCAACCUUGUAGAUUUGGAAGAAACAGGCCUUAGUGAGUUUUUUUCUACACUGUCUCCACUUUAUCGUGAGGAGAGUCUACAAAGGGGCACUACUCUAUGGAACUCUGUUGUUGAUUGGUUGAACUCCACAGCUGUGAAGGAGAAAUGGAGUGAAAAUGAAGUGCUGAGUCUGUCUAAACAAUACCUGCAGGAAGACAAAGAAGGAGAAAAUGGGACCCUGGUUGUGGAAGGCUAUAAGGUUGUCAGCCUGGCCAGGAUGCUGCUACUGUUUGCUGAUGCCACAGAGAGGAACACAGAGGCUACAGCAGAGGGUGGGCUCAUGAAGAUCCUGCUGGGGACACCUCUAGGCCUCAUCAUGGGAGAAGUGUCUGACACUGUUACAGAUAUCAGGAGCAGGGCGUACAUCAACACUGGCAAAGUUGACAAGAGCCUUUGUUUACUGUACAGUCUUGUCUUGGAGGCAGGAAAACUGCAAGACAAAAUGGUGGAUUCUCUUCUGAAGAAAUAUUUGGCAGUGCCUUUUAAAGAUGUUUCUUACUAUAUCAGGAAUAGGCUGUCCAAUGACCUCUUGAGGGCUGAUGACAUAGGGGAAAUAGAGUUUUACACCGCUGUGCUUGUUUGUUUAGGCCGGUUCAGUGACAGCGUCCAUGCUGAGCUGCUUGACCUGCUGGCAUUUGUUGGGAAAGUUUUCUCCCUUUCUGUCCAGCCAAAUGCUCAUACUCAGCACCAGGUUGAUAUCCUCAACAUGUCAGCCAUGAAAACUCUGGCCGCUGUCCUGGAAAUACUCGACACUUACUCGCAAAGUGACAGCAAAUGUGUGGCUGAAAUAGUGCAAAAGAUGGUCUUACUGCCAAGACUCUCGCAAAUACCUUUACCUUUUACUAAAAAAAACUGCAGCCAGGAGAAUGUCUCCAACGCCCAGGUGGGCAGUAUUGUCAGCAGUUUCAUCUCCAGCAAGUGGGAGUGCCAGAAGUUCAUGUUCAGACAGGCUGCUGGGGGGAGUCUCAAGUUUGAUAUGGUUGAGGCCCUUGACCAGGCCAUGGAGGACUUGGGCCUAGGUUCUGGCAGCUCUGAUGUUGCAGUUUUCCAAGCUCUAGAAGUUGUCAUGACAGAGCUCCUAUCAGUAGCAGAUCCCAAUAAUGUAGUGAAACUGAUGGAGCUGAGUUGGUGCAAUGUGCUUGAGGAGAAGAAGAAUGUGUUGUUCUGGAGAAAGUUGAGAGCUCUUCUGCCUUUAUUUCUGCAUCAGGCAGUUUUAAGGCAGAGCCCAGACUCUGUUAUAGGACAAGGCUUGGAUAAGUUCCUGGAGAAGACAUGUGAACUAGGCUAUGACAAGACAGGUGUGAUGUUCAUUGUGUUUGAUCACCUGUGUCAGCACAGUCUUAAAGGUGACACUGACAGACAGGUGGCCAUGAGGGUGGUGCCUCUCUUGGUGGAUGGCUGUUUUUCUGGUGCCAUGCAUAAGAAAGGAGAGAGGUUAUGGCUGGAUGUCUGUGCUUAUAUUGAGAGCCUUGGUGAUGGCUGUUCUGUCAAUCAGAUAAUGACAAGCAUGUCCAGAAAUGAUAUGUUCACACGCAUCAUCAUCCUCAAUUGGUUGUCUGAACUUCGUCCUGACGUGCCAGCUGACCUCAACUUUGCCUUGACCUUAAUCACCAGCCUGAGGGCCAAGUACCUUGACCUUGCUGCUCAAACAACAUACAAGCAGUUCUCAAACUCCCUGAGUCACAGACACAAGCACCGGAUGGUCCUUGUCUUCCUGCUGCUGGCUGACUUCAUCAAAGAGGAUACGUGUCAGGAUUACAUCGCUAAACUAUGGCACGCCCUGGAGAUAGAAUGUCAUCCGUCAGUCAGACAAAACCUGGAGUGGCUGGUCAUUCUGCUCAUCAGUCGCUUCCCACACAAUGUCUCCAGCGUUUGGGAUGUUUUUAAACUGUACGACAAUAAAAGAAGUGUGUGCCUUUGUUCACUGUUCCUUAUCAUUUCUCAUCUAGGACCUAAGCUACCUGCUAAUCUACAGAGUCAGUACUUCACCCAAGCCUUCUCAGCCACCCUGCCAUGGACAAUGGCCCACCAUUACAAUACAAGAAUCUUUGCCCAGACCACAGUAGUGAGACUGUGGGAACAGUGCCAGUCACUCCAACUGAAAGAUGUGAUCGCACAGUUCUUCAUGGUUGAGUCUUCCAUCAAUUUCAUUUUCAGCAAUGGAAAUGCCAGUGCAACUGUAUCUAAAUUACUAAGCAAUUAUAUGUAUGCUGCAUUUGAUGCUGUCAGAGAUUACAGUAUGGAGACAAUAUUUCACACCUUGCCUAGGCUGGCUUGUUUAGCUGAUGAUGAGUGGAUAUUGCCCAAGUAUUUUAUCCAGGGAAACAACUCAUGGGCUAAGGGAGAUAAUCAUUUGUUGCCACUGAAAAAUUCUUCUCCGCUCCUUGCUCAAUGUAAGGAAGGUCCAUGGAGAACAAAAGCCCAAGCUGAAAAUGAUGACGAUAUUGUUGAGUCAGCUGAUGGAGAUGUACAAAAGAAAAUCAUGCCCUGGCGCCAGAUGUCACCUGAUCAGGAAACUGAGGCUGAGCUGGUCAUGCAGAGGCAGAAACGUGCAGAAGGAGGUUUAGUCCUAGUCACCUCCCUUAUUGAUAAAAUACCUAAUUUGGGUGGUCUCUGCCGUACAAGUGAAAUAUUUGGAGUGUCUGAGUUUGUUAUUGGAAACUUGACGUAUGUAGAGGACAGGAUGUUCCAGAACUUGAGUGUCUCAGCCCAGAAGUGGAUCACCAUCACUGAGGUACUAAGACCAAGGCUGUCUGAGUUUCUGGAGGAGAAAAGAGUACAGGGUUACACUCUAGUGGGGGUGGAGCAGACAGCCAACAGUGUCUGUCUACAGGAGUACCAGUUCCCCAAGAAGACACUUUUACUGCUGGGCAAUGAGAGGGAAGGUAUACCAGUGGACAUCAUCCAGAACUUAGAUGUGUGUGUGGAGAUCCCACAGCAGGGGGUCAUAAGGUCACUUAAUGUCCAUGUGUGUGGGGCCCUGAUUGUGUGGGAGUACACCAGACAACACAUGAAGAACAUGAAAGCUUAAGAUGUCAGGGUUUCCCUUUGUACCUCAAUAUUUAUAUCUGGUGCAAGUUCAGGACACAAUUAUAUACCUUUUAUGUUAGGGAAAUCACUCACCCUAACUUAUACUCUAUACUGUAGAUCAUUGUUAGAAAAUAUAACCAAAGUCUACCAUAUAAUUAAAACCACAGUGCAUUAUUUUCUUGUUGCUCAUGAAAUUACAUAGUGCUUAUGAUGAAGCAUUCCUAAUGUUGUUUUACAGUAGUAUAGUCAUUGCUGGUGAUUAUUUGCAUUGCUACAAAGAGUUUACUCUUGAGAAUUGCGUCUACAGUGUCUCUAUUUUUGUAAUAUCCUUUAUCAAAUGACUUUACACUUUUGGAUGUUGUCUAUUUAAAAACAGAUCAAUGUAUACAACUGCUGACUUGUUCUAUCAGCUCAACUCACUGUCAACUUUCUCAUUGAAAAAAAUAUGUGAACAAAAUGUGUUUUUAAAUUUUAUGCAUCUACCUCAGUGUAACUAGAUUUAAUCAUUUAUUUAGAACCAGUCAGUUCCUAAAAAAUGGCAUAUUUCCAACAUCUAGUAAGUGCUUUCUAUUCAGUUUUUUAAACAGUUUUACCUCAAAUGCUUGUUAUUUUUUGCUAUCUGUAGUUCACUACUGAGGUCUAAUAGUUUCAAUACCCCAUGUCUUAAAAAGAAAACUUUGACUUAUCACCAUUGAAUCAUCCUUAAUGUUCCUUGCUUAAGCCUUAAACAACAUCAUGGUGAUACCUUGAAUUUUUUUUCUCUAAUUACUGAAACUUAAUGAAUGUAAAUUUUUGUAAUUAUUUAGACUAGAAGUUACUGUGGUGGGAACUAUGUAUAUAAUUUAAAUGAUUUUUUAUGAUGUCUAUAACACAUAGAGCUUUGUCAUGUUUUGUGCUUUAAAAGAUGUAUUAUAUGCCAGUCAUACACACCUGACAAUAACUUAGAAAGAUAUUUUUUAAAUAUAUAAUCCAAUUGAUUUACUGAAUGUAACAUAGAAUGUUCAAAUGAACCAUCAUGGACUGACAUAUAACAAGAAAACAAAAAAUAAAAUAAAAGAUUC
This is a messenger RNA of Physella acuta, 5973 nucleotides long. Its product is annotated as putative methyltransferase TARBP1. Gene Ontology annotation, biological process: tRNA methylation. The record is from RefSeq and is a predicted model, not a curated record. NCBI's taxonomy places the organism in Eukaryota, Metazoa, Mollusca, Gastropoda, Physidae. Gene Ontology annotation, molecular function: RNA binding; tRNA (guanine) methyltransferase activity.